Molecule: messenger RNA, 1282 nt
Organism: Olea europaea var. sylvestris
Lineage: Eukaryota; Viridiplantae; Streptophyta; Magnoliopsida; Lamiales; Oleaceae
Product: putative ER lumen protein-retaining receptor C28H8.4
Exons: 6
Coding region: 153-971 (272 amino acids)
Biological process (GO): protein retention in ER lumen
Cellular component (GO): membrane
Molecular function (GO): ER lumen protein retrieval receptor activity
Source: RefSeq, a predicted model, not a curated record
CCAUUAUUCUCAACGCUUUGCCUUCUGUUUUACUGUUCCCUUCCCUUUAUCCCAAUUGCCGUUAUAUUUUCCCUCAACUUUCAAUCGCAGAAAGCUCGGGGAAAAUAAAUAUUUAUAAUCUAUACAUUUAUACAUACAAAGAGGAGCAAAAGAUGAGGCCACCGAGGAGGCCGAUCCACGCGGUUUCGACAUGGGUCCGGCGGCAGCCGCCGAAGGUGAAGGCGUUUCUGGCGGUUGUCAGCGGCAUGGCGGCGCUGGUGCUUCUCCGCGCUAUUGUUCACGAUCAUGACAAUCUUUUUGUAGCUGCCGAGGCUGUUCACUCCAUCGGAAUUUCGGUUCUUAUUUAUAAGCUUAUGAAGGAGAAAACAUGCGCUGGGCUUUCACUUAAGUCCCAGGAGUUAACAGCAUUGUUUUUGGCCGUUAGAUUGUAUUGCAGUUUUGUCAUGGAAUAUGAUAUACACACGUUGCUUGACUUGGCUACUUUGGCUACAACUUUGUGGGUGAUGUAUAUGAUUCGUUUUAAACUGAGAUCCAGUUACAUGGAGGACAAAGAUAAUUUUGCUUUGUAUUAUGUGGUGGUACCUUGUGCUGUUUUAGCUUUGCUAAUUCAUCCGUCUACAUCACAUAACAUCAUCAACAGAAUUGCCUGGGCUUUCUGUGUUUACCUGGAAGCUGUUUCCGUGCUACCUCAAUUACGCACCAUGCAAAACACAAAGAUUGUUGAACCGUUUACUGCUCAUUAUGUAUUCGCUUUGGGUGUCGCAAGGUUCUUGAGCUGUGCUCAUUGGGUUCUCCAGGUUUUGGACAGUCGUGGUCAUCUGCUUGUGGCAUUGGGUUAUGGUCUGUGGCCUUCAAUGGUUCUUAUAUCAGAAAUUGUUCAAACCUUCAUCCUGGCAGAUUUUUGUUACUACUAUGUAAAAAGUGUUUUUGGUGGACAGCUUGUGUUACGCCUUCCUUCCGGAGUGGUGUAACUAAUGGUCGUUCGGUUUCCAUUUCUAAGUUAUUUUUUUUGCAAACCGCACAGCUUAACCUGGUCACCGUGGUCUUCAUCAUAAAAAUUUGGCGAAAAGAUGGCAAAUUCAAGAAACUUGGGUAUUUAAGUCAGCCAGUUGAUUUGCUAGAAAUUAGAUUGGCUUGGUUGUAAGAGUACGAAUAGUGGACUUUAAUUUUGAUAUUCUAUUGACUCAUGUAAGGACUUAAACUUCGAAUGAAUGUUCAUCAGACUUCGUUUUACCUCAAGACUUUCCGUGUGGUAAUACGAUAUUUGCUCUUUUUCUCUGGA